UCACAUUAGAAAAAGGAACACUAUACACAACAUACUUUAUGGCUCACUUAAGUAUAAACUAUUAUCAUCUUCACCUUCGGUUUUAUCAUACACAAAAAAACCAUAGCAAAUGAGCGGCCAUGGCAGUGGCGACGAGGUGGAGCUGUUGGGCAUAUGGUUUAGCCCAUAUGUUCGACGAGUGGUGUGGGCGUUGAAGAUGAAAGGAAUCAACUACGAAUGGGUGGAGCUAAGCUUUAGAGACCCCAAGAACAGGAACCGAUCUCUUUUGAAACACAACCCCGUGACGAAGAGAGUCCCGGUGCUCGUCCACCGGGGAAGGCCCGUCGUGGAGUCACUCGUGAUCAUCGAGUACAUCGACGAGACUUGGCGGAACAACCCCGUUUUGCCUUCGAAUCCCUAUGAGAGAGCCAUGGCUCGAUUCUGGGCAAAUUUUGUUGACCAAAAGAUAACUGAAGUUCUGAUCAAACUCUUGAGCUUAACGGACAAGACACAAAUGGAAGAGGAAGCGAAGCAGGCAAGCAACGCACUGGCGAUCCUGGAAAGGGAAUUGAAGGCCAAGGGCGAAAGGUUCUUCGGGGGAGAGACGAUCGGGUUAGUCGACAUUGCGUCGAGCAUAAUAACCACUUGGAUGGAAGCCAUCGAGGAAGUCCUCGACGUCCACAUACUCGACCCCCGAAUCCAUCCUUUCCUUACUCGAUGGAGGAUCGACUUUGUGGAGUUCGUCGAGCAUAACUUGCCUCCAAAAGAUAGAUUGCUUCGGUUCUAUCGCCGAUAUCACCAGUCCAAGAUAGCCGGGGUUGUGUCAUCGAGAUUGUAAGGGAUCGUUUUCUCAGUAAUCUAGGCCGCAAGGAGAAUAACUUUCCCUAAAUGUCAUCAACAAUGUUAUGAUCUAGGGAUGUGAAG
Messenger RNA from Hibiscus syriacus, 903 nucleotides. Its product is annotated as probable glutathione S-transferase. Gene Ontology annotation, biological process: glutathione metabolic process. NCBI's taxonomy places the organism in Eukaryota, Viridiplantae, Streptophyta, Magnoliopsida, Malvales, Malvaceae. Gene Ontology annotation, cellular component: cytoplasm. The coding region runs from base 110 to 817 and encodes 235 amino acids. Gene Ontology annotation, molecular function: glutathione transferase activity. The record is from RefSeq and is a predicted model, not a curated record. The transcript has 2 exons.